Ctenopharyngodon idella (grass carp) is the source of this 5415-nucleotide messenger RNA. RefSeq lists its product as uncharacterized. The transcript is spliced from 10 exons. The record is from RefSeq and is a predicted model, not a curated record. Bases 1498 to 4584 code for a protein of 1028 amino acids. Gene Ontology annotation, molecular function: protein binding. NCBI's taxonomy places the organism in Eukaryota, Metazoa, Chordata, Actinopteri, Cypriniformes, Xenocyprididae.
AAAGAACUGUGUGUGUGUGUGUGUGUGUGUGUGUGUGUGCUCUUGUUUUCAUGAAAAAUGAGGACAUUUUUAUGAUAACACACCUGCAAUAUGAGGACACUCGGAAAAAUGAGGACAUUUUGGGGGUCCUCAUUUUUCCAUGCUCACUAAACAGUUGUAGAUGCUCCUAGAAUGCCUCUAAACCAAAAACCUCCAAUGUCCUGAAACAUCACAAUUUUAUGACAUGAAGUGUGUAAGUGUGUUUAUGUUUUUUGCUCAUUUGCGGAUACGCCAACUAGUGGUCAGAUCUGGAACUUUAACACACUUUUAACACACAUUGAUGACGCACUCAACGGGUCCUCAUAUAUAACGUUUUCAUAACCAAAAUAUUUAUCAGUUCUUUAUUUAUGACUUGUUAAUUUGUUGAAAGAUAUGUGAUAUCUAUCCUGUGAAGCGUUUUUGUUGUAUGCUGAUGAUUGUUGUAUGAGAGUCAUUGGUUUCAAUAAUAAAAAAUAAAAAACGUUUUCAUACACACCAACUUUUUAAGCUAGUUUAGAAUUAGCCUACUGUAAUUCACACAUUCCACGUAAUCAGAGUAAAAUAAUAACAUCAAUUUACUAUUGCUGAUUAAGUAUCCUGUUUACUUUGUAGAGAAUCAGUUCCUCAAUUAAUUGAAAUUAAUCAGCUGGAUAAGAUAAUGUUAGCUUAUUAAACAAAGAGGAGAACAUCAUUAAUAGGUGGGCCUGGGAAUAUCUGGACAUGCAUAUUAAUUAAAAUAAAUGUAAUUAAUUAAUAUUAAGAACUUCCUUUCAGAAACAGCAUAAUCAUGCCACGGUGGGCCAGCAUAAAAACACGGUCCGGAUCUACCACAUAAGGUGGAGUCUCUCCUGGUCUUUGAGUUGAAAACCUUGAUUAUGUCAUAAUCUAUCAAUAAACUAUCAAUAAUGUUUAAUAUAUAAUUGGGAGUCUAAAUGGCCAAAUGACCAGCCAAAUAACAGCAGUAAGUGGCGCUUUCCUCCCGUCGUCCGGUUGUCUGUUUGGACAAGUGAAGUGCGGCCUGCAUGCUAUGUGCCGGCUUUUCCCACAUUCCCAGAGCCACCGAACGUCUCACAACCGUCUUACCGCUGCUGCUGCAGACUUCUCCUCAGGCAUGACCUGGUAAGUGGUAAGUAAUUACUUUUCUUCAUUUUCAACCACAACGACAGUUAUUCUUUGAGUAUAUGUUAAAUUUGACCGCUCUUUAACAGAAAUUUGUGCUUUGUAUUACACUGUUGUAGCUGCCUUUGCACAGUGUUAGCAUCAAUCAAUUUGCCCAAUUAGCUAAAGUUAAUGACAUGCAUUGGUGAGAAAAUGAGUAACGUUAAGUUAAAGUUACAUUUAUUUCUAUAGGCAGAGUAAUACCAUGUAUACAUCCUAUUUUAUUCAAGUAUGGGUCUUUUUUGGUACUUGUUUUGCUGACUUUUUGUCUUUAAUAUCUAUGUAGAUCUUUGCUAAUUGAGGAGCACAUGGUCAAAGAGCAUGUCAAAAAGGAGAACCAGACUUAGCCCUGAGGCUGAGGCUAUUCAGUUUAUUUUAUCUGGAGGUGAAAAACCUUGUUUUAAGGUCAAGUGGAUCAGUGAUUUUAAAGGACGUGGUGUAUUUACCUGCACACCAAUUGAAAAGGGAUCGUUUGUCGUCGAGUACCGUGGGGAGUUAAUAUCACAAUAUGAACAGGACAAGAGGCAGAAGAAGUACACAGAAAAACAAAAUGCUUUCUUGUUUGAUUUUGAAUUGAACAAUGUCACAUGGUGCAUAGAUGCGUCCCGUGAAGAUGGCUCACUGGGAAGGCUGGUGAAUGAUUGCAACAAGUCACCAAAUUGUAAAAUGAAAAGGUUGACAGUCCAGGGUAAACCUCAUCUUUGCUUAUUCGCAAUUGAAAACAUCCAAGCAGAGACUGAAAUAACCUACGAUUAUGGAGAUUCUCAAUGGCCAUGGCGUAAUCUGACACCAAGUGGCAUGAUCCAGUCUCAACCUUCAGGAGACCCAGAAGUGAGCGAGAGAUCCAGUUCGACCUUCCAACAGGCCAACCACUCCACUGGAAUUGCAUCCUUCCAUCAUGUACUUACUGCAGAGCAGAUCUCUAAUGACAUGACUGAUGAAUCUUCGGAUGCAACGGACUAUGAUGAUGCCAACUAUGUUCCAGAUUCAAGUGGCAACUCCUCUGACACAAGUUAUUCUAGUAGAGAUCUAAAAAUCAUAGACAAUCAUCUUCCCCACAGAGUGUUAAAGGAAAAAUCAUUGGGGAUCGAUACAGCCCACAGUUUGGAUAGUACCAACAGUUCCAAGGAGCAGAGAAGUUUUAGUUCCUCAAAGAUAAGCAGCGGCCAUUGUAGUUCAGUGAUAAGUUGCAGUGACAGUUCAUCAGAGAAGACCUCGCACAGCUCCAUAAAUGUCACUUCGUUGCCAAACACAGCAAAGCGAAGCAAGUACAACAAGAAACAAUAUUGUCUAUAUUGUAAUAAGGCCAUUUCUAAAUUGGCGAGACACCUCGAAUCCGCUCACAGUACACAGCUUGAUGUCGCAAAGGCUUUCAGUUUUAAGAAAAGAUCUCGCGAAAGAAAAGAUUUGUUACGCUCUCUUAAGAAGAGGGGAAACUUUAACCAUAAUGCCACUGUGGCAAGCAGUGGUGUUGGAGAAAUGGUUGCUUGUCGAAGACCCACUAGAGACAAACAAUCUAAUGACUUCAGUCACUGCAAGUUUUGUCAAGGACUCUAUGCAAGAGAUAGUCUAUGGAGACAUGUCAGAAACUGCCCUCAGAAGUCUGUUGAGGUGGAGACUAGAGUUGGGCAAAAACGGAUCCACAUUGACCUACCAAAAGCUGAUACAGUUCAUGAUGCUGUUUGGAAGAUUGCUUGUGAAAUGAACCAGGAUGACAUUUCUUUAGUUGUAAGGAGUGAAAGAGACAUCCUUAGUCUUGGCGAGUCAAUGUACAAUGGCAGGAAACCAAAUGAGAAAAGAAAUGAUUACAUACGUCAAAAAAUGAGAGAGAUGGCUAGACUCUUGAUAACUGCAAGAGCUACAACACCUUUGAAGAGCACUGAAGACCUUGUUAUGCCCAGUAAUUUUCCCCACGUGAUACAAGCAGUGAGAUCUGUUGCUGGUUAUGACUUGGAUAGCAACUCAUAUAAAACCCCAUCAUUGGCUUUAAAAUUGGGUCACAGUUUGGCUAAGGUUGCAGGCAUUGUGCAAUGCAAUGCCAUCAUUGCAAAUCGCAAUGCUGUCGCAGAGUCUGCCAAGCAAUUCUCCACUCUGUAUGAGAAAAGAUGGGCGGAAUCCAUUUCAAGUGCUGCACUGGGUACACUUCAUCAAGCCAAAUGGAAUAAACCACAUGUUUUGCCCUUUACACAGGAUGUGUCUCUGCUGCACAAGUUUCUUGCUACUGAGCGUGCUAAGUGCAUGAAGGACCUUGAGGAAGAACCCAACAUCAAAAGCUUUGGGAAUCUUGCACAAGUGACUUUGACGCAGGUGGUACUAUUUAACAGAAGAAGGCAAGGGGAAGUUUCAAAAAUGGAACUCCAGGCUUUCACAUCCAGAAAUCGUACAGAGUUGAAUCCUGACAUUAUGAUGGGCCUUACUGAGUUUGAGAGGAAGGUUGCAAAGUACUUUGACAGAGUUGAGAUUCGAGGUAAAAGGUCACGAAUGGUGCCCGUGCUUCUCACACCUGACAUGAUCACUGCAAUGGAUCUCCUCAUUAAAAACAGGAAUGAGUGUCAAGUCCACACAGAGAAUGUGUACUUGUUUGCACGCCCAUGUGUGCUUUCCCAUUACAGAGGCUCUGACUGCUUCCGCAAGUAUUCAAAACGAUGUGGUGCAAAAAACCCAGAGUCACUCACCUCAACAAGAUUGAGGAAACAAGUUGCCACUUUGUCAACAGUACUAAACUUAAAAGAAAAUGAAAUGGAUCAACUUGCUACCUUUCUAGGACAUGAUAUAAGGGUCCACAGGGAAUUCUAUCGGCUUCCAGAGAGUACCCUGCAGCUUGCAAAAGUUAGCAAACUGUUGAUAGCAAUGGAAAAAGGAAGACUGUCUGACCUGCAAGGGAAAGGGCUGGAUGACAUUGAGAUCAAUCCUGGAGAUGAAGUAGGCACGAGUGAUGAUGAUUCCAGUGAAGAAACCAUUGCUGACCUACAUCAACAUGAAGGCUCAAGAACUGAGACUUCUGGGGAUCGGACACUUCUGAGGCACUCGCAUGCUUCAACCACCCUGGAUCAUUUGGGGGGCACUUCUGCCUCAACCGUCUUGGACAACGUAAAUGUCAGCAACACUCAACCAAGACAUGAUUCCCAGCAGAACACAGCACUUCAAAUGGUUACAUCCCAAACUUCUUCAAAGGGCUCCACUGCAAAGCAAGCUGGGAAGGUGAGGAGCAAGUGGACAGGUAAUGAAGUGAAGGCUGUGGAGCGGCACAUGAUUCAUUUCAUAACCAGCUGCAAGGUGCCAGGUAAAAAGGACUGUGACUCCUGCCUCCAGGCAGAACCAGUGGCUCUGAAAGACAGAGACUGGGUUGCAAUCAAAUACUACAUUCACAACAGAAUCAUAUCAAUGAAAAGGAAGAUGAAUAGAUAGAAUUAGAACAUGCCAACUGUGGCUCAGGUGCAAUUUAAUUUCUGUUGAACUUAGAAAAUUGCUCACUGUGUGCUGUUAUAAUCAGUGUCACCUUAGAUAUCCAGUGAAAAUGUUUGUAAUGGGUUUCGUUUGAUAUUCUCAUUUUCAUUCAAGGAUUGCUAUUGAUGAUUUCUUGUACAAGCAUGCCACCUAGUUUUGACUGAAGCUGCCAUGUUGACAUGUAUUCAUGAGGGCUAUUGAUUUUUUUUUUUUUUUUUUUUUUUUUUUUUUUGAUCUGUCACAGUUGGUUUCGUGUUUGGCUUCACGUUUGUUUUAAUGUCUCUUAUUUUGUAAUCUCGUCAUGUUUCAGCUCCCGGUCUUGUCAUGUGAUUCCCUUCUCAUCAUGUGAUCAUGUCAUAUGCUUCCCUAGUCUUGUGUUAUGUUCCUAUUGGUUGGUUUAGUUGUCAUAUCCUGAUUGGUUCCCUUGUUUCAUGUGUCUUGUUCUCAUUGGUUGUUGUAGUCAUGUGAUCCCGCUAGUCCUGUAUAAAUACUCCUCAUGUUUCCAUAGUCUCUUGUUGAGUAUUGUGAUUGUUUUCUGUAACCGCUGCCGGUGAGUUCUCUGACAAGUCUGUUCCAAGUCAUGUCUGUUCAUGGUUCAUGCUUCAGGUCUGUUCCUGCUUCAAGUCUGUUCAUGCUUCAGGUCUGUUCAUGCUUCAGGUCUGUUCAUGCUUCAGGUCUGUUCAUGCUUCAGGUCUGUUCAUGCUUCAGGUCAAGUCUGUUCUAGUCGAGUCAUCGUUUAUGUUGUAUCUGUUCACGUUUGGAAAUAAACUGCACAUGGGUUCAUCACUUCAA